AUGCAACAUUUUUUUUUUUUUGGGGGGGGGGUUGGGGGUACCGGUACUCACACAAAACAUUGAAUAACAGUUGGAGGCAAUGUUUUGUUACACCGUUACACGACACGGAACUCCAUUUCUUAUAAUUCACCUUUCAUUUCUCCUUCCUUCUCAGCCUCCUGUUUGUUUUCUCUUAUUUUUUCCGCAAUCUAAUCUGAUGAUCAUGUGUACCGGUACCGUACUAAUACUUACCGAUAUACACGCUGAAUGCAUACACAUGCCGCGGCUGCUGAUACUAUCGGCAUCGUACUCUGUCGAUGUCGCGAUCGGGCCGAAUUCUCUGAUUGUGCCUUUAUAUCAUCAUGUCAUCUGAAAGAAGUGAGCCUGAUGUACAAGAACAACUGCAUAAAUAUGUCAAAUUAAAACAAUAUCAAGGUAAGUUAAUUUUUUGUCAGCAGCUGCAGAAGAAUGUCAACAGACCAGCAAUGUCAGCUUAGACAAUCUAAUCAGAAAUUGCAAAGGCUGUGUAGGACUCGUUCAGCAGCUGGCAGACAAAGAAGAGGACAGAUCAAGAAAGAUAGCAUUGGAGCAAUUGAUGACCAGUGUUGGCCACUCCCUAGGCUUACUUCAAGCAAAGAAAGAUCAACUGAAUAAAGGACAAGAAACCUGUGUUAAAGAUGCAACAUCAACAUCAACAGACAAUGCUGCUGAUAGUCACAAGACACAACGGAAGCUCAUAGUUGAAGACACAAUUAUCAGGAAAGGAAGCAUCAGCUUCCAAGAUGUAGCUGGACUAUCUGAAGCCAAGGAAAUCCUAAGAGAGGCAAUCAUCAUGCCCAUACAAUACCCUCAUCUGUUCACAGGUGGAUUAAAACCAUGGAAAAGGAUUUUACUGUAUGGCCCUCCAGGUACUGGGAAGUCGAGGCUUGCUCAGGCAGUGUCUCAAGAAAUCAAUUCUACAUUCUACUGUGUUUCAAGUGCUGAUCUCAUUUCUAGCUGGGUUGGUGAGAGUGAGAAAAUAAUCAAGGAGUUAUUCCAACAUGCAACUCAGCAGCAAGGACGAUCGGUGAUAUUUAUUGAUGAACUUGAUAGCAUAUGUCGGAGCCGAAGUUCUUCAGAGGAAGAGCACACAAGGAGAGUAAAGACAGAGCUACUCAGGCAAAUGGAAGGUGCGGAUAACAUGGCAUCCGUCGAGCAGAUCUUCCUCCUGUGUGCUACCAACAGACCUUGGGAACUGGACUCUGCAUUCCUUAGGAGGUUCCAGAAGAGAAUAUACAUUCACCUACCAGAUAGAGAAGCAAGGAAAGUUAUUCUCCAACUCAACACAGCUUCUCCCAGUGCAGUAUUUUCUGAAAAGGAUUUGGACACAUUUACUGAUAAAACAGAAGGCUUUUCUGGGAGUGACCUUUCCAAUCUCAUCCUCUCUGCUCUCUAUGAACCUGUCCGUGAAGUACAAAAGGCAACACACUGGAAGGAAACUACAGAUGGGAAGUUUACACCCUGCGAUGAAUCUGAUCCAGAUUCCAUUCAACAGUCUAUGAGGGAUGUACAGCCUGAGCUUGUCCAACCAAGGCAGCUUACUAUACAGGAUUUUCUCAAAGCACUCAGUACAAGCCAAGGAACCAUCAGUCGGGCAGAGCUGAACAAAUUUACAGAGUUUACACAGAAAUUUGGACACUGUGGAUAGAUUUCAGAUUAUGGUACCUUACAUGUACAUUUCAGAGUAAAGUAAGACCUUUUUUCCAAGUUGACUACAGUGUUUGGCACUGAUAUUAAGUCAGUUAAACUUUUCCAAGUCUGCCAUACCCUCCAGUACAGUUCUCUUUGUUUGAUAGUACCAUGUUAUUACUUUGAAGAAUUUUUGAAUGGGUCAGUUUUUAUUAGCACCAUGUCCCAUCAAUCACUACACUUUUCUUAAUAUGCAGAACUACAGGAAAUCUGCCAAACUCAAAUCUAUUGGAAAUUUGUUCGAUAUUUGACUCAUAUUCUGCAGCAGUAGUGUGCACAGCCUAUGCAUAGUUUGCAUUUAUGUAGCUACAUGUAGUGCAGUAAAUUGAAUUGUAUUGCGAUGUCAUAUAACAGUAGAAAGAGACAUAUUUGAUGCUGUCUAUGCAAUGAUAUUACUGUUGCAUGUUGAGCUUCCCAUUCGCUUGCAUACAAGCUGAGUAGGUAUUGUAUCCAAUUUGGUCUAAAAAAUUGGCUUGGGUGAAAAUUUAACUUAUAUGCAGGGUUACCUGUAUAUCUGCAUUCAAGAGAUAUAUCAGUAACCACUUUAUGGAUCAAAUAUGUUGCAUUUAUUUUGUAUUAAAUUGUACUUGUUUUUCUGUUUUUAACCUAUUAUUGUACAUACCUAUUAAUUUGUGAUUGUUUCUUAUUGAAUGCUUUGAAUUGAUUUGGAAAUAAAGUUUACCUAAAGGCCCAGUCAAAUAUAGCCAGACGCAUGGCCCGCACGUUGAAACGGAAAAAAUGAUAGGUGCGUCGUUGUGCGCCCAACUCCUGUAAUGAAUCUGGGAAAGGCGCAAAUGAGCUUGCAACGAAUGCAUUAUGCGUUGCCAACGUGCUGCGCGUAUAUUGGGUGCAUACAGACGGUACAUAGAUCACAUUAGAACUCCCAACCAAUGCACUACGUGUUUCAAGCUUGUAGGACGAAUGGCCAGCGCUUGCACUGUGCGUUCAACGUAGUCCGCAAACAAUGGCAUGCAGUCACGUGACUGGCCGCCCAUUACGAAAAUAAUGAAAUUGUGUAAAAAAUGAUUCCAAAUCAACUUCCAAUCAUAAUGUGACUCUCCUGUAUGCAUGGAUUCACUGACCCCUAUAACAUAGGUAACUACUCUAAAAGUGUGUGAAAGUCCCAUAAAAUGACUAAAUUGUGGGUGAAAAUGAGAUUUUCCGGGCAAAUGUAGGGACAGAGAUUUUCCGUUUACCGGUAAAUAAAACAGAAAUUCUGUUUGGUUCUACUACUAUUCAUGGAAUUCACCCUUGCAAAACGGAAUGCAGGUUUUUGCUUUGUACAUUUUCACUGACAAAACGGAAUCUCCAUUUUUAGAUCAAGUUGAAACAGAAUGACAGAUUUUCAGAAACAGAAAAUCACGGUCUCUAAAAAUGGCUGCCAUUCUGAACUUCGGCCAGCACGAUAGGGUAAAUUGAAUUAUUAAACCUUUUCCUUCACGUAAAAUUACGUCCACCAAAAAGUAAAAUUUAUAUCGUUUUUAGGAUUUUGUUGAAGAACAAAGAUCCUAGGUUCUUUCAGAAAAUGAUCAAUAUGAACCUCAAUUUGUCAACAUCCACAAGGGCUGGAUGAAAAGUGAAGAGGAAGGUGAUGCUUGGCACGCUUAUAAUUAUACCAUAUGACUAUACGAUAGACACAUGCCACGUUACCGCUAGAAACACGCAAGAAGAACGUUGGGUGCGCAAGAGACCCGUUCAGCACUCGUUUAACUCGCUGCAUGUUCGCUGGAAAAGCGUUAAAAGCACGAUAUUUGCACGUUUCGUGCGCGCUUGUUGUUCGCCACCGUACUUGCUACGAAUACUAAACGUACGCCCCUCGCAUGUCUAGCGUUGGUCUAGCUCGCUGUGCGCAUGUCUGGCGUUCUUUUAGCGUGUAGAGUCAUGCGUUGAGCUCUGCGCACAAUUUUAAGCAUGCUUAAAAAAUCUCGAUGCACAAUCGGAUGGCGGCGAAUAGAUAACAGACUAACACGUUUGAACGCUUAAUGCACAAUGACGCACGCACAUCUAGCGAAUGACAACAAAUUGGAAAAGGCUGCAAAAUUUCAAUGCGCUGGCUGUGCGCCCUCAUGCGACACGCAUGUGUGACCAAGCCUUUACCAUUCAAAUAAAAUUAAUAAAAGUUAUGCAUCUGUACUUAUGGAAUACAGGUAUCGUGAACAGUGCAAUUGCCUCCUACAUGUACACUGUAUAUAGUAUCAACAACAACAAAUUCUUGUAUGAAAUGAACAUGUAUAACCAAAAAGUGUCAUGGAGGUUUCAUUUAAACAGCUGAAAGUAUGAUGUAUAUUUGCAUUUACAUGAUCCAUUUUAUAAAUCACAGUGGUGCUUUAAAAAAAUAAAUGAAAAAUAAAACAAGUGGAAUGCCUCUGGCAUUCUCGCCUGCAUUACGCAAUUCAAUAAAGCAGAAGUGCUGAAAUUGAAAACUAUUGAAAAUGUAUUCACAAAAGAAAACAUUCAUAUGAUAGUGAAAUACUAUGUUCAUUGACCCAAAAUGACCUUUGACCUUGAUCAUGUGAUCUAAGACUCAGGCAGGAUCUUUAGUGAAACACCAUUACCCUUAUGUCCAAGUUCCAUGAACUGGAUCCAUAAACUUUCAAAGUUAUGAUAAUUCAAAAACUUAACCUUGAUUAAGAUUUUGAUAUUGAUUCCCCCAACAUUACAUGUAGUUCAUUGACACUAUUAUAUGACCUUGGUCAUGUGACCUGAAACUCAGGCUGGAUGUUCAGUAAUAUUUGAUUACAUUUAUGUCUAAGUUUAAAGAACUAGGUUCAUAUACUUUCUAAGUUAUGAUGACAUUUCAAAAACUUAACCUUGAUUAAGAUUUCAAUGUUGACGAUGCUGCAGUCGGAAAAGUGGAGCCUAAAGAGUACCAAAGCGAUGACAUCAGUUGCCAUGGUGUCAUGGCAGCCUGGUUCUAAUCAAAUGAACCCACCGAAUGAAAGCGUGUCUUACUCAUAGGAGAAAAUGGCUGCUAUCGGAAUUUAAAUCGCUUGCAACCUAUUUUUCAGUCGAGCCAAUGUGUACAGACGAUCGUCAGCUGCGACUCUGUUCAGAACCAGCCCGCCAUGACACCAUGGCAACUGACGUCACACUUUGGUACUCUAUAGUCUUGCUCUGCUCUGCAGGUGAGACAAUAUAUUAGAUUUUCCUAUUGCUUUUUUGGGGGGUGGGGGGUUUAUAUUUGACAGUGUUCUGAGAGUUUACAUACCUCUGCUGAAAAUCUAGGGGGAAAAAAAAUGAUUUUCAUAUACUGUAUCAGCAGUUAUAAAUCUGUACAGUGAGGGUCAAUGUAUAAGUAUUAACCUGAGGCCUAUAAGGACCUGGGCUGGUAUUCCAAUCUGAUACUUGAGCCAGCAGAUUUAAAGUAUUUUACUCAGUAUUUUGCUUAGAUCUAACUCAUCUCUCUACCGUGCUAAGUCUGGCUUGCAUCCAUUUCACAAAUGUAAUACGCGCAGUCAUUCAUUCUGAACACAGAUGGAUACACAUUGCGCAUUAUUUGGUUCAAACUUUUAGGCGUCGCAGUGGUUAACAUUUUGCUUCAAUUUGGUCUGGAUAAAGUAAAAUACUUAGAUGUGUUAUGAUACGAGUUUAAGUAUUUUGCUUAGCCAAGUUAAAUGCAAAGUAAAAUAUUUAUAAAAUCAAUACUUCCAGUUGAAUACCAGCCCUGGUCCCUGUUGCAUAAAACUUUUUACUGGAGAAAGCUUAAAUGAUUUUUACCUGAAUUUUCAACCGUGUGUUAAUAAAAGUCAAUGGCAAAUUUGUGCUAACCCAAGAUUUCAAGUUUUACUAUCUGGAUUAAGUUGGAAUGAAAUGGCAAACACUUAAUAUUGUGCCUGCUAUUGAGUAAGUGUAGGUUAACCAGUUGCCAAACAAAAUAAAACUGAAAAGAAAGGUAUACAAUGUAAAAUGCCCUGAGAGGUUUCCUUUGUUUCAAAUGGUUAGUUACUUUUCUCCCCUGGAUGACAAUAGCCAUUAUCCAUUCGGCAAUGAAGGAAAUGACCUGGACAAUUGGAUGAUUUAAUGUUGAGAAAUUUAAAAGUGUUAUUUGUUCUAUUUGGGGCAAGAGUAGGAGGAAAAGUAAUCAUAAGGUUAAUAGCUUCCUUACUUUUAUUUGCGAAACCUACCAUUGAAUUCUUAACUGGACAACACAUCUAAAAGUUACACCAAUAAAACAGUGGUAAACAAA
Messenger RNA from Lytechinus pictus (painted urchin), 5893 nucleotides. RefSeq lists its product as uncharacterized. The transcript is spliced from 9 exons. Lineage: Eukaryota; Metazoa; Echinodermata; Echinoidea; Temnopleuroida; Toxopneustidae. The record is from RefSeq and is a predicted model, not a curated record. The coding region runs from base 575 to 1666 and encodes 363 amino acids. Gene Ontology annotation, molecular function: ATP binding; ATP hydrolysis activity.